Molecule: messenger RNA, 2319 nt
Organism: Ceratitis capitata (Mediterranean fruit fly)
Lineage: Eukaryota; Metazoa; Arthropoda; Insecta; Diptera; Tephritidae
Exons: 4
Coding region: 399-1319 (306 amino acids)
Source: RefSeq, a predicted model, not a curated record
AAGUGGCGCCAAAGCAGCAACCAAAGUCAAAUGUUGAACGGCACAUUUAAGCGGGUGUAUUGAAUAAGCGUAAACGUAACGGUUAAAAGUGAGCAAAAACUUAAGUGGAAACGGAAGUGUUGAACACAUACACACACAUACAAAGAAAAACCAAACAAAUUCGAAUGAAUUGGAAAGACAAUUUUCAACGACAGCAGGAGUAAGGCAAACAGAUCCAACAACACCAACAAAUAUAACAACUUGAAGCAUCAACAUUAAUCCUUGACACAAACGUAAGCAAAUAAACACCACCCACACAUACACACAUCAACCGCAGGCGAAACAAAAGCAAAACGAAAAGAAGAAAACAAGUAAUAAUAAAAUAACAUCGCAGCUAUUCCAACAACAAAGCCAUACAAAUGCAACGUGACGCUUCUGUUUGCUUCAGCUAUAGCCUGACUACAACGACUAUCCUGCUGCUGGGACACUGCUGGUAUGCGUACGCAUAUGUCGCCGCAGCAGCAGCCGGUGGAGCUAGAGCUGGAGCUGACAUUGUCUCGGACUCGAACGCACUUGGCGCUGGCCUAGGCACUGGCACAGGCACGAAGGCAGCUCUAGCCAACAAGCAUAUGGCAGAAUUAAUGGCCGCAACAUAUCCGGAGAGGACAGCUGCCGCAGCGACGGGCUACAUGAGCGAUAUGACCGGAAGUAUUGCAUUGCAGCCACCGCCGCAAUUGGUGAAUGAGUUUAAUGGACGCGCAGCGGUCUACGAUCCGGGUGAUGAGUUGCUACGCGCAUUAAACGCCGAAACAGCCGCCAAUGGACAAGAGCUCGGUACCCUACCCGAAGAACCUGAUUACGCUGACACCGUGUUUAACGAACUGGAAAUAGCAAACAAAUAUGAAAUGUUACAUAAAUUGGAGAAUGAUUUGCGUGAGGAACAGGAAAUUGUUACUAAAUCAGCGCUGUUAAUGAAAAUGCUUGAAGAUCCGAACUUACAAACGCUGCCGGUAAUUUACGUAGAAGAGGAAGAGGACGAUGGAGGACUGUCAGGCGAGGACAAUAUUUUGAAUAAUAGCAAUUUGGCAUACGGUUUGGGUGGUGGUGUGGCUAAGCGUUCCCGCUACUAUCACCGUUAUCCAUGGAAGCGGCACAACAGGAAUCGAAGCACUUAUGAGCCGGAAUUACGUUAUGCUUGUACGCCGUCGAAAGAGGAUGUCUUCAAGCUAUUGAUGAACCUACAUGAGAACCGUAAGGGUAAUCAUAGUAAAACCGUUAACUUUUGCAAUCGCAAGCGACCAGCCAAGGCAAUUUUCACAAAUAUACGUUUUCUGGGUUAAGGUUGGAGCGGAGCGUGCUCUAAACGGAAUUUUAAACGAAUAUACAAGGCCACGGCAAUAUGCAUAAACAAAUAUUUUAAAUGUCUGAUGAAAGAAUUUGAAGAAGUAAGGAAAAAGAUAUGAAAGACAUGGAAGCAAUUAAAAAAAAAAAACUUAAUCAAAUCUAAUAAAGAACCUCCUAACAGCAGCAUAUAUGUAUAAUUGUUGCAGUAUUAUGUUCAAAUAGGCGAUUUAAACGACACAAUUAAGGUGAUGGCUGUUCACACACACGCAAUAUAGCUGCUAAACUGUGACAGUUCGACUAACUGUUCGACUGUUAAGGAAAACUUAAGUGCUUGAUUUAGCUUUCUUUGCAGUGCAAAUAUAGUUAAUAUUAAUUAAUUAUGCAUAUUUUUCCACUUGAUAUUUAGAAAUUUAAUGCUUUAUCAUGGCUGAGCUUUUCUUGUCGAAUUUGUGAGGAAUUCUGCACCUUUUUGUCUUAAUAAAAUUAAAAAAAAAAAAUAAUGCCUCAUAAUGGCUGCGCUUUUCUUCUCGAAUUUGUAUGGAAUCCAGCACCUUUCCGUCUUCAUUAAAUUAAUUGACAAUUAACAGCUUUUUUUUUUGAUCGUUUUUAUGAUAAACUAAAGCACAUUUGUAUAAUUAAAUACUAAUUGGCAAUUAAACUAUUUAUUGACUACAAAAAAAAAAAAAAAAGAAAUAUAAGAAAAUAAGUGAACUGUCUUAAUUGUCAUUCAAUUACCUGUUUGAACAUACUAGAUUAAAUGCCAAAAAAAGCACUGUAAAAUAUUAAUAAAAAAUCUAUGUGGAGAAUCGCAAGGACUGCAGGCCCUUUAAGCAGCUAAUAUUGUAUUUGUAGAAUUGAAAUUACUUACCUAUAUUUUCACGCUAAAGCAGUAUUUUUAUCGAUUAAUCCUCAAGAGGCAGCUAUUGUAUAACAGUGUUAACAUAAAAAAAACUAUAAUAAUAUUUUAUUCAAUCAUUAUAAAUAUGUAUUACUUAC